GUGCUCCGUGGGCUGCGCUCAGCUUCCCCUCGCUGCCGCUCCAGCGCGCCCGCGCUUCCCCCUUCCUUCCCGCCCCCGGUCGCUCCCUUUCUUCCCUCCCCCGCCGGGCCGGCGCCGCCGGCUGCCCCGCAGAGCGGGCGGGCGCCCGCGUUCACACCUUCCCGGUGCCGCGGGGCAAGGAGCUCGGCCGGGGCCUGCCCGCGCCGCCCGCCGAGGGCUAGACCGCUCUCCGCCGCUCGCCUGCCCGCCCGCUCGCCAUGGCCCGCGGGAAGGCCAAGGACGGCGAUGGAAACUGGAAGAAAUUCAUCUGGAACUCGGAGAAGAAGGAGCUGCUGGGCCGCACCGGGGGCAGCUGGUUUAAGAUCCUCCUCUUCUAUGUCAUCUUCUACGGUUGCCUGGCAGGUAUAUUCAUUGGGACCAUCCAAGUGAUGUUGCUCACCGUCAGUGAAUUUGAGCCCAAAUACCAGGAUCGAGUGGCACCUCCAGGACUGACCCAAGUCCCCCAGGUACAAAAGACAGAAAUUUCCUUUACUGCCUCCGAUCCCAAAAGUUUUGAGCCAUACGUGAAGAACCUCGAGAAGUUCUUAAAGGACUACAGUGCUGAUCAACAAACCGAAAGCAUAGUGUUCCAGGACUGUGGGGAUGUACCUAGCGAUUACAAAGAGAGAGGACCAUACAGCGAUGCCCAGGGCCAGAAGAAAGUCUGCAAAUUCAAACGUGAAUGGCUGGAAAAUUGUUCUGGAAUAAAUGAUCCGACCUUUGGGUACAGGGAUGGCAAACCGUGCAUCCUCAUCAAGCUCAACAGAAUUAUCGGCUUCAAACCUAAGGCUCCGGUAAAUGAGAGCCUCCCUCCAGAGGUUAUGCCAAAAUACAAUCCGUACCUCAUCCCUGUGCACUGCGCCGCUAAGAGAGAGGACGACAUGGACAAAAUAGGCACGGUGGAGUACUACGGGAUGGGCGGGUACCCCGGCUUCGCCCUGCAGUACUACCCCUACUACGGGAAGCUGCUGCAGCCACGGUACCUGCAGCCGCUGGUGGCCGUGCAGUUCACUAACCUGACCUACGACAUGGAGGUGCGUGUGGAGUGCAAGGCCUACGGGCAGAACAUCCAGUACAGCGACAAAGACCGCUUCCAGGGACGCUUUGAUAUUAAAUUUGACAUAAAGAGCAGCUGAUUGUAAGCACAACUUCUCUUCUCCCCCGCCCUCCUCCAAUCCCAGCCCCCACCUUCCUCCUCCUAGCCAUUUAAAAAGGUUAAAAAAACAAAAAACCCAUUAAAAAAAAAAGAACAAAAAAGAAAACCUACUAGUCUUGAACAAACUGUCAUACGUAUGGGACCUACACGUAAUCUAUAUGCUUUACACUAGCUUUCUGCAUUUACUAGGUUAGAAUGUAAACAAAGUGUAGCAAUAGCGAAAAAUAUUUAUUCUACUGUAAAUGACAAAAGAAAACAAAAUUGAGCCUUGGGACAUGCCCAUUUUUACUGUAAAUUAUGAUUCCAUAACUGACUCGUAGUAAGCAGUGUUUCUGGCCCCUAAGUAUUGCUGCCUUGUGUAUUUUAUUUAGUGUACAGUACUAUAGGUGCAUACUCUGGUCAUUUUUCAAGCCAUGUAUUGUAUCUGUUUUCUACUUCUCGUGAGCAAAGACUUUUGCUGUCCAAGGUGUAAAUACUCAAUGGGACUAGAACUGGCAUGAUAACUUCUCAUUAUUUCGUUCCUUUUCGAAGAAAGGCCCACCUGCGAGACUCUAUUUCACAGCACUCCAUCCGGCUUCUGACUUUUUUCCUGUGGUGUUUGUUUGUUUAGAGUAUUUUAUUUGGAGGGGUGGCAGGGCAAACACUAACUUAAGCGAAGGCAAAGAGAAUAGAUGAUUGUGUACUGUGCUUCGUAGCGGAUGCUGUCUCUCUCUCUCUCUCUCUCUCUCUCUCUCUCCAUCUUUUCCCUCAUCCUCCAGUACGUUGUGUGAGAGACCGAGUCAGACUAUCACUCUCCUGGGUGAUAGGUGUGUAACUCUUUGCUUUGUAUAUGUUCUUUUGGGUUUUUUUUUCUUUUUUUCUUUUUUUUUUGUUCUUUUUCCUGCUGGAGGCAUCGCACACUGUGGUGCUAAUGUCUUUAUUGAAUGUUUUAACCAUUUUCAUGGUGGAAGAGUUUUAUAUUUAUGCAGUUGUACAAUUUUAUUUUUUCUGCAAGAAAGUGUAAUGUAUGAAAUAAACCAAAGUCACAUGUUUGAAAAUAAAUCUUUAUUUUAAACUUUAUAAAAGCAAUGCAGUACCCCAUAGAAUGGUGUUAAAUGUUGUCUAAAGUGCAAAACUCUAUGUUCUAACAUGUAAUAAUAGCCAGGAGUACAGUGCUCUUGUUGAUCUUGUAUUUCAGUCAGGUUGAAACAUUGGACAAAUAAAUGAAUGAACACAC
This is a messenger RNA of Colius striatus (speckled mousebird), 2411 nucleotides long. It is a transcript of the gene ATP1B1, whose product is annotated as ATPase Na+/K+ transporting subunit beta 1. Gene Ontology annotation, biological process: potassium ion import across plasma membrane; intracellular sodium ion homeostasis; intracellular potassium ion homeostasis. The transcript is spliced from 6 exons. The record is from RefSeq and is a predicted model, not a curated record. Gene Ontology annotation, molecular function: ATPase activator activity. Gene Ontology annotation, cellular component: sodium:potassium-exchanging ATPase complex. Bases 258 to 1175 code for a protein of 305 amino acids. NCBI's taxonomy places the organism in Eukaryota, Metazoa, Chordata, Aves, Coliiformes, Coliidae.